Messenger RNA from Toxotes jaculatrix (banded archerfish), 5708 nucleotides. RefSeq names its product pleckstrin homology domain containing, family H (with MyTH4 domain) member 2 (gene plekhh2). Gene Ontology annotation, biological process: negative regulation of actin filament depolymerization. The transcript has 30 exons. Gene Ontology annotation, cellular component: cytoskeleton; cytoplasm. NCBI's taxonomy places the organism in Eukaryota, Metazoa, Chordata, Actinopteri, Toxotidae. The record is from RefSeq and is a predicted model, not a curated record. Gene Ontology annotation, molecular function: actin binding. The coding region runs from base 131 to 4600 and encodes 1489 amino acids.
CACCGUCUUAACUCAUGAAUUAGGCUUUGCUCCCCAGGAAUAAUAAUAAAUAUAUACACACACUGGAGUCGGAAUGGCGUGAAGUCCCUCGUUAAGUUUCCAUCUCUAGUCACAAGGAGGGUCAGCCGGUAUGGCAGAUGGAGAGGAGGCCAUGAGCCAGGAGGACUGGAAGGAGAAGUGUAUGGUCCUGGAGGCUCUGCUCAUGAAGUUCAGAGUGCAGAUAAUCAAGAUUCGAGAACUCACCGCCGACAAAAUUCAACAACUGGAGACACAGGUGAUCGAUGCAGAGAAACGGGCCUUCACUGCUCACCAGCAGGUGCAGUGGAUGGAAGAGAAACUGAAGGCUCCAGAUGGUCAGUCCGGAGACUCAGAGGUGCGUUUGUUCCAGCGGUGCCAGGAGCUGCAGGGCUUGGUGCAGGAGAAGGAGGACGUCAUCGCCCAGCUGGAGCAGCAGCUGGAGGAGCAGAAACAGAACCGACUUCAAGAUGCCAAAACAGUGGAGGAGAAAGCAGCUAAGAUCAAAGAAUGGGUGAUGCUGAAGUUGUCAGAGUUCGAGGUAGAGAACGCAGCAUUAAGAGAAACCAACAAGCAACAGGAGGCUCAGAUUGUGGAGCUACAGAAACAAGUGCAGGCCUUCGAGGCAAAGUGUGGUGGUGGACGAGGAGUCCUGUGCAGACCAGGUGAGGCCCAGCGCCUCAGCAGCCUGACGUUUGGCUGCUUCCAGGUGAGAGGGAAGAAUCCCCAGGUUCUCACCGGACCAGCACCCUCCCAGAGGACCCUCAGCACCCAGGGAGAGACUGAGGGCAGAGAUGAAACUGUGAAGAUUAAGCAGACAGCCUCCUCAGAGACAGACAGUGAAGCCCACAGACCAGACCAAACUGGACUUCUUUAUUCUCCUGUAGAGGACGACAGUGCCUCUGAAAGCCUGGGCGACAAUGCAUGUGGACCUGAGUCUCGGGGUGUCUCCUCUGUGCUCUCCAGUGCUGCAUCAGAGGGGGAGGGAGGAGGAGGGUGUGAGGGCAGAGGAGGAGUGUGCGGUCUGGAGUUCAGCCGCCCAGGCAGUGAGACCUAUCUGACCGCUUCGGACGACAGCAGCUCUCUGUUCGACGACGACAUGCAGCGAGCAGAGCCGCCCCGCUUCAACCUACUGGGAUCAUCAGAUGGGACCCUGGGAGGGUGUAAGGAGGGGGUGGAGGAGGCACACAGGGCCAAGCUGGAGGACUGCAACUCUGAUGAGCUCAACAAACGAUUCCAGUCACAAAGACUUGACUCCUCGUCCUCUUCCAGCGAACCCAACACCCCCAGCCCCAUCCUCACUCCAGCCCUCACACCGAAACGACCCAACCCGCCCCAGGACCCGAGGGACAACCCAGCCUCACCCAAACAGCCGCGCCUUCGGACCCCGACGGGGUUCGGGUUGAUUAAUGUGUCUCUGGCUAAGAAACACCUGAGCCAGCCACCAGUCAGCUCAGAGGCAGCACAUGGGCAAACACGUAACGCUCUCAGCAUGCUCCGCCCUUUCCGACCACAGGAAACUGACCUUGACCAGGAGCAGGAGGCUGGCAUGAAGACGGACAAGGACACGCCUCCUCAAGUCCUUUGCAGCCCACAAGCUACGCCCACCAUGUCCUUCUCGCAGGCCUCACCAAAACCUGGUACAGAGACGAGCCCAGAGAGGCCUGAAAGUGACAUCUCAGCACCCGGCAGCAAACCUCCUACUCCCCCUUUACACAGGCUGCCCUCCUGGGAGAGUCGUAUCUAUGCUGUGGCUAAAUCAGGAAUCAGACUGUCUGAGACAUCCUGCACAGACCCUGCUAGCAAAGACCCGUCCCUCCAGUCCUCCUAUCCUGCCUUUGUAAUGUACACAUCCCUCAUCUAUAAAAACAUGACUACACCAGUUUACACUACUCUGAAGGGGAAAGCCACUCUACUGAGCAGCAGUCCCUUCUCAGACGAGUCGUCCAGCUCUGAGGACUCAUCCAGUUCAGGAGAGGAGGACGGUUCCUUCUGCAGCUCCCACACCUCAUCCAGUUCCCGCAAGGACAGCAGCCCUGGCAGCCCGCGCUCCCUCAAGAGAGCUGUGUCCAUGUCUUCAAUGACAUCAGAGAGCGACUAUGCCAUCCCUCCUGAUGCCUACUCCACCGACACAGAGUGCUCUGAACCAGAGCAGAAACUGCCCAAGACCUGCUCUUCAGCCAGCGACAACGGCAAGACUGAGCCGAUGGAGAAGUCAGGCUACCUGUUGAAAAUGGUAAAGACCUGGAAGAAAACCUGGAAGAGACGCUGGUUUGUCCUCAAAGACGGAGAGCUGCUCUACUACAAGUCACCAAGCGAUGUGAUCAGGAAACCUCAGGGUCAGAUCGAGGUCAACGCCACCAGCAGCAUCGCCCGUGGAGAGGGCAAACAAGUUCUCCAGAUAGUGACGGGCAAGCGUGUUUACUACCUGAAAGCGGACUCUCCCAACCUGCUGGACGAGUGGCUCAGGGUGCUGCUGAGUGUGCUGAGGGUGAAAGCUGCCAGUCCUCUCUUCACCCAGCCAGAUAUUCGCCCUGGCAUGAAGGGACUGCUCAUCAAGGUGAAGCACGGCUACUCUAAGCGGGUUUGGUGUGCUCUCAUUGGUAAAACUCUCUACUACUUCCGGAGCCAAGAAGACAAGUUCCCACUGGGUCAGAUUAAGCUUUGGGAGGCCAGGGUGGAGGAGGUGGACAGGUCCCAGGAUUCAGAUGAUGACCUGAAGGCGUGUGGGCGGAGCUUACAGGUGGCACCCUUCACCAUCGCUGUCCACCCACAGGAGCAAGGACCGACCUACCUUCUAAUCGAGUCUUGCCAUGAAAAGGAUUCAUGGCUGUACCAUCUGUCUGUGGCAGCAGGCACCACGGUGGGUAAAGUUGGCACUGAGUUCGAACAACUGGUGGGAAAACUCUUCCAACUGGAUGGAGAUCCAAACUCUCAGAUCUGGAGACAUCCUGUGCUGUGUUUCAGUAAGGAGGCUCUGACAUCUCCUCUCACCACCCUGCCCUCACAGGCUCUGCAGACAGAAGCUGUUAAACUCUUCAAGACUUGUCAGCUUUUCAUCAACGUGGCCAUCGACGCCCCGGCCAUCGACUACCAUGUCUCGCUGGCCCAGAGUGCUUUGCAGGUGUGUCUGGCCCACCCGGAGCUUCAGAAUGAGCUCUUUUGCCAGCUCAUCAAGCAGACCCGCAAGAGGCAGCCACACGGCCAUCCAGGACCCCUGCAGGGCUGGCAGUUUCUUGCCUUGUGUGUUGGACUGUUUCUGCCUCAGCAUCCUUUCCUCUGGCUGCUCCAGGUUCAUCUCAAACGACACGGAGACUCCAGGACUGAGGUGGGUAAGUAUGCCAUCUACUGCCAGCGGUCCAUGGAGCGGACCCAGCAGAAGGGUGAGAGGCAGGCCAGGCCAUCCCGUAUGGAGAUCCUCUCUAUCCUGCUGAGGAAUCCCUAUCACCACUCGCUGCCCUUCAGCGUCCCUGUUCACUUUCUCAACAACACCUACCAGGUGGUGAGCUUCGAUGCUUCAACCACAGUGGACGAGUUCCAGUGCCGCCUCAACCAGGACAGCGGCAUGAGAAAAACUGGGCUAUCGGGUUUCAGCUUGUACACCGAUGACCCUACUGGACGAGACCUGGAACACUGCCUGCAAGGAGGCAUCAAGAUUUGUGACAUUAUCUCCAAAUGGGAGCAGGCGUGUAAGGAGCAGCACACUGGCAAGUCUGAAAACACCAGGACUGUACGCCUCACCUACAAGAACAGGCUGUACUUCUCUCUCCAGGUCAGGGGGGAGUCAGAGAGGGAGAGGCUACUGCUGGCUUAUCAGACCAAUGAAGCCAUUGUUGCUGGACACUUUCCUGUCAACAAGGAAUUGGCUCUGGAGAUGGCCGCCCUGCUGGCCCAGGUGGAGUUUGGGGAUUUUGAGCGUCCCUUCUCUGCUCCUGGAUCAGCCCAGACCAAGUCUAACCAAACCCUGAAACAGGUUCUGGAAAGGUUUUACCCUAAACACUAUCGCAGAACCACAUCUGAGGAGCAGCUCAGGCAACUGCUGCAGCGUCUGUCUGCUCGCUGGGCCUCGCUCAGAGGUCGAAGUUCAUCUGAGUGCGUCAGGAUUUACCUGACUGUUGCCAGGAAGUGGCCUUUCUUUGGUGCCAAACUGUUUGAAGCAGAGUCUGUCACUUCAUCUUCAGAGCAGGGUGUGCGUGUUUGGCUGGCAGUGCAUGAAGAUGGUAUCAGUGUUCUGGAGCUCAACUCUGUCAAACCACUGGUGUCCCAUCCCUACAAGAACCUGAUGACGUUUGGAGGCUGCAAACAGGACUUCAUGCUGGUGGUGGGACAGAGCGUUGGUGCCAACACCGGCAAAGACAAACCUACAGAGAAACAUCUGUUCGCUAUGGACACCUCCAGGGUCAGGGAGAUCACCCUCCUGAUUUCCAGCUAUAUCAACAGUGCUCAUCAGCAGAAGGCCGCCGCCCACCACCUCUCAGCCCCAGCUCUGAUGGUGGCCCAGCCUGUCAGUCUGAAGAGCAAAGAGCUGAGGAGCAAAUCCCCACCAGCGCUGGGACGCCCCAGCAAGGCCCCUACACUGCUGUGACGACGUGACAACAUACCACCCUCAUCUCUCUGAGAAAUACUUACUUUGUCGAGCUUCCUUUUACUUUAUUUAAAUCUGAAAAUGAAGGACUUAUUUACAAGCGCAGUAGGACUGAUUCAGUCCUGAUACACCUUCUGAAAGGUUAGCUCAUGCCUUUCUCAGAGACCAUGUCAUGAGAUUUGCUUUUAUGUGUUGACUCCAAAGAGAAAAAUCAACAGCCUCUAUUGACGGACUGAAUUAGCAUUUAGAAAGGUCUCAUUAAUCUGUGCUGUGUGGCAGAUUUCUUUUGUAAAGAUGCAGUUUGAAGUUAAUAUUUGUGUUCCCGCCUUCAUGUAUUUAAGAGGUAAUGAUGCUUCAUGAAGAAAUCAUAUUAGAGGGUAUUUUUGUGUCUUUUUCGUCCCUUCUGUAGGGCACAACUCUACCAGGAACUAAAACUCUAACAGUGUGAGAUAUUAUCAUAUAAUGAGGGAUACUGAACAAUAUGAUGAAAGCAGGAGGCAGUAACCAGGUGUGAUAGAUGUAGAAUGGAUGACUUAGAUGUGUUGAGAAAGACUGAACCUUAGAAGAGGAAAGCUUAUUGAACCCUGUGUGCUCUUAGUUACUGAACAGCCAGGAGAGCUGUGAAACUUUAAUCACGUACAAAUACUUCAAGCCUCUCAGGGGGAGCGAAUGACCAGAAUCACCACAAUGCCUCCACAUCAUUUAGGGAAGUACAGCAGGGUUUUGUUUUGAGGACAGGAACCAAUUCAGCACUUAUGUACAGUGCUAUAGAGGAAGAUGGUAAGAAGAUGUGACCAAUGCUGAGAGAAUGGCCUGAUGAGAAUGAGGAAACUCUUAAAGAGAACUAAAAUGUUUUUGGUUCUGUUUGUUGCCUGGCAUCACAGAGAAUAUGAAGGUAUUUUGCUGAAGCAACCCAUUUUACUUAAAGAUGAACUGGAAAAACAGAACAUUUUUUGUGUAAGGUACUUUAAAAAAAAAGGUUUUCCCUUCCCUGUGUUGUCAGGUUUUAUAUUUAUUUGUCAUAUGAAAUACAUUGUAUUUAAAUCCUCCUUGAAGUGUUAUAAUUAUUGUACAAGUCUAAUGCUUGAAUAAACCUAACUAGAGCAAA